This is a messenger RNA of Pseudophryne corroboree (corroboree frog), 5130 nucleotides long. Its product is annotated as zinc finger protein ZFP2-like. Bases 332 to 1870 code for a protein of 512 amino acids. Gene Ontology annotation, biological process: regulation of transcription by RNA polymerase II. NCBI's taxonomy places the organism in Eukaryota, Metazoa, Chordata, Amphibia, Anura, Myobatrachidae. Gene Ontology annotation, cellular component: nucleus. The record is from RefSeq and is a predicted model, not a curated record. Gene Ontology annotation, molecular function: DNA-binding transcription factor activity, RNA polymerase II-specific. The transcript is spliced from 6 exons.
CGGUCCACCUUACUUCCGGUCACUGCAUUCCGUUCCACACACAGGAAGAUCAGGUGAUGGUUGGUUCUAAAUCGCGGUUCUAGCAGCUACCAUCAGGUUAACACAGUAGUGAAGAAGACUUCCGGUGAGUGUGAGACACCCAGCAGCCAUCACAUUGUGUGUAGGACUGAGCAGGACCCAGAGCCCCAUCACGGUGCCUCCAUCUCAGUCACUGACACAUGAGAGACACAAUGAUCAGAAGAUCCUGGAACUCACCAACAAGAUCAUUCAGCUGCUGACUGGAGAGGAGGAGGAGUAUACAGAGGAACACAGGGGUCUGUACAAGGACGUGAUGAUGGAGAAUCACCGGCCCCUCACAUCACUGGAUGGACCAAGUAACAGAGAUUCCCCAGAGAGAUGUCCCCGUCCUCUGUAUUCCCAGGACUGUACAGAGGAGAAUCACAGGAUCCCACAGGAGGAUCAGGAUGACUGUCUGACUGAUAUAAAGGCAGAAGAUAUAGAGGGAGAAGAAGAGACGUAUGUGACUGAUAUAAAGGCAGAAGAUACAGAGGGAGAAGAAGAGAUGUAUGUGACUGAUAUAAAGGCAGAAGAUAUAGAGGGAGAAGAAGAGACGUAUGUGACUGAUAUGAAGGCAGAAGAUAUAGAGGGAGAAGAAGAGACGUAUGUGAGGGGUGAUCAGCAGUGUAAGGAGGAGGAGAUCCCUACAGAUAUCAGCACAGCAGAUGGACCCACAAGCAGGAAUAUCUCAGAAGUACAUCUAAUGUUAUCCCUGGAUUGUGACAUAACAGAUAAUGACAGUAGACAGGAUUCUCCAGGAGAUAAUCCCAUUACCCCAAUUAUACAUCCAGCUCUAUCAACUAAUCCCCCUGAUCCUGGGAAAUGUUCUCCUGAUCACUCUGAUAUUGGUGCAUCUAUUACAGCUCUGAGAUUAGAUACAGAGUUUCCCUGUUCUACAGACGCCAAAUGUUUUACACAGAACACAAACCGUAUUACUCAUCAGCCAGCUAAGGCAGGUGAGAGGCCAUUUCCAUGUUCUGAGUGUGGGAAAUGUUUUACAUAUAAAUCAAAUCUUGUUACACAUCAGAGAAGUCACACAGGUGAGAAGCCGUAUUCCUGUUCUGAGUGUGGGAAAUGUUUUACACAGAAAUCAAAUCUUGUUACACAUCAGAGAAGUCACACAGGUGAGAAGCCGUAUUCCUGUUCUGAGUGUGGGAAAUGUUUUACACAGAAAUCAGAUCUUGUUACACAUCAGAGAAGUCACACUGGUGAGAAGCCAUUUCCAUGUUCUGAGUGUGGGAAUUUUUUUACAUAUAAAUCAAAUCUUGUUACACAUCAGACAAGUCACACAGGUGAGAAGCCGUAUUCCUGUUCUGAGUGUGGGAAAUGUUUUGUAGAGAAAUCAGGUCUUGUUAUACAUCAGAGAAGUCACACAGGUGAGAAGCCGUAUUCCUGUUCUGAGUGUGGGAAAUGUUUUGCAUCUAAAUCAAAUCUUGUUACACAUCAGAGAAGUCACACAGGUGAGAAGCCAUUUUCCUGUUCUGAGUGUGGGAAAUGUUUCACACAGAAAUCAGCCCUUGUUACACAUAAGAGAAGUCACACAGGUGAGAAGCCGUAUUCCUGUUCUGAGUGUGGGAAAUGUUUUGCAUCUACAUCAGAUCUUGUUAAACAUCAGAGAAGUCACACAGGUGAGAAGCCGUAUUCCUGUUCUGAGUGUGGGAAAUGUUUUGCAUCUAAAUCAAAUCUUGUUAAACAUCAGAUAAGACACACAGGUGAGAAGCCAUUUUCAUGCUGUGAGAGAAAUAAAUCCGCUCUUGUUGAACAUAUUAGACAUUACCCAAGCACGGAACCAUUUAAAUCUUCUGGAGUAUAAUUAUCACUGUCAUGCAAUGUUCCGCAAGGGUCAAUCCUAUCUCCUAUGCGUCAUGCAAUAUACAGUCUGGUCCAUAUAUAUUGGGACAUCGACACAAUUCUCAUAUUUUGGGCUCUAUACACCACCACAAUGGAUUUGAAAUUAGACAAACAAGAUGUGCUUUAACUGCAGACUUUCCGCUUUAAUUUGAGGGUAUAUACAUCAAAAUCAGGUGAACUGUGUAGGAAUUAAAAUGGUUUUUAUAUGUGCCUCCCACUUUUUAAGGGACCAAAAGUAAUGGUACAAACUAAACAAUCCUAAAUCAAAUAUUGUAAAUCAGAUCAGUGCGAUCGUCCAGAUCAACAAAAAAUACUUUACUACUUAAUGUGGUCGCAGCCCGGAUCAGUGUUUCGUGAAUUGAGCUUUGACAUAUUUUCCAAGGGCGAUCUGAUUACCAUCUCCUAGAUGAAGAUCUGGAUACAAUAUCCAUACUGAUAUGCAAAUAUUUAUCUGGUACGCAUAUACAUUUUGUGAUAACUGAAUUUAAUCCCACAUACGGAAAUAUACUACGCUAUAUAGCAAUUCUUUGUGUCUCCUAGCAGCAUUUAGAUCCCAGUAGUAACCUGGACUAAAGAAUGGGGGAAUGAUACGCCAUGUGUCAAGCCGUAAUCCGUACGCUAUAAUCUUGUGUGUGACAAAACUAGUGAUGAGCGGAUUCGGUUUUACUCUGUUCUCAAAACGGCAUCUUAUUGGCUUACAGAUGUCAUGUGUUUUGUAUAGCCAAUAAGAUUCUGUUUUGAGAUCCGAGUAAAACCGAAUCCGCUCAUCACUAGACAAAACUGAUUGAAAAAUACUACACCAUAGUCGCUCUCUUGUUUCUUCCUUUGUUUCCAGAAUCUUAAAUCAAACUUUUACUUUUUAAUAUUUUGUUGCAAAUCCUUUUGUCAGUUACAGCCUGAAGUCUGGAACGCAUAGACAUCACCAGACGCUGGGUUUCAUCCCUGGUGAUGCUAUGCCAGGCCUCUACUGCAAAUGUCUUCAGAUCCUGCUUGUUCUUGGGGCAUUUUCUCUUCCGUUUUGUCUUCAUCAAGUAAAAUGCAUGCUCAAUCGGAUUCAGGUCAGGUGAUUGAUUUGGCCAUUGCAUAACAUUCCACUUAUUUGCCUUAAACGCUUUGGUUGCUUUCGCAGUAUGCAUCGGGUCAUUGUCGAUCUGCACUGUGAAGCGCCUUCCAGUGAGUUCCGAAGCAUUUGACUGAAUAUGAGCAGAUAAAAUUGCCCAAAACACUUCAGCAUUCAUCCUGCUGCUUUUAUCAGCAGUCACAUUAUCAAUAAAUACAAGGAAACCAGUUCCAUUGGCAUCCAUACAUGCCCACGCCAUGACACUACCACCACCAUGCUUCACUGAUGAGCUGGUAUGUUUUGGAUCAUGAGCAGUUCCUUUCCUUCUCCAUACUCUUUUCUUCCCAUCACUCUGGUACAAGUUGAUAUUUGUCUCAUCUGUCCAUAGGAUGUUGUUCCAGAACUGUAAAGGCUUUUUUAGAUGUUGUUUGCAAACUCUAAUCUGGUCUUCCUGUUUUAUUGCUCACCAAUGGUUUACAUCUUGUGGUGAACCCUCUAUAUUCACUCUUGUGAAGUCUUCUCUUGAUUGUUGACUUUGACACAUAUACACCUAUCUCCUGGAGAGUGUUCUUGAUCUGGGCAACUGUUGUGAUGGGGUUCAUGCUAUUUAGUACACUAGUAGUGUACUAAAUAGCACGAACAGCUUGUAACGUAGAGUGGCAAGUUUAAUCUUUCUAUGUAUAAUGGAGAGAAAUAAAAGCUUCUCCCUAAGUUCCUGGAUGCCAAAUCACUGUCCUUAGUAUCUCUGUACAGUUUUUUCUAUUAGAGUACUAAUUAGCAGGAACAGCUUAUAAUGUACAACACAGAUUCUCUAACGCCGACGAUCUACAGUACUGUGUUGCUCGAACAGUUAGUUGCGUCAGAAUACACUAAUUUAUAUCUACUGUUAUGUCUAUACGUGCUCAUUACCGCUGUGUAUUUUAGAUAGUGAAUGAGUCACUCCUGCAGAUUUACCCCGAUUUGUGUGAAACCUGUGUGCACCCUUCUGUUGAAUGUUUUACAAUGGAUUACACAGAAAAAAUAAUAAAGUGAAUGUCACUGGAACACAAAAAAAAUUGACACUUUGGGAAUCGAACCCGGUACUCAGCGUGGCAGACCGGAGCCUUCAUCGCUAGCCCACAGCACUGCAUGGAAGAUUCUCAAGUUCAUGUGUAAAAGUACUGCAAAGAGCGAUUCCUCCCCAUUGGUGUUUGUUUAUGCCGUUAGGGGACUCGGACACUCAUUUUGUGCACUGUACAUACUGUAAAGUCAAUGAGCUACAUUAGUUGUGUCUGCAUACACAAGUGUUUUAACACGUUCAUUUGCGUCUGUAUAAACUAUACAUACAGGGAUUUGGCAUCCAGAAACUUAGGGAGGAGCUUCUAUCUCUCCCCAUUAUACUUAAUACUACGGGAUUUGGACACUCGCAUAUCCCUAACAUCAAUAGACCAUACUGUAUCUGUAACACGUUCAUUUGCAUCUGUAUAUGCUGUACUAUUUGCACCUGUACUGUAUAUACUGUUAUAGACUUUAUGACAUACUGUAGCAUAAUGUAGCGUAAUGAGACGCACCAGUAAAGUAGUUCUUACGCUGUAGUUCAGUAUUGUAUUUUAAUGGAGACCACACGCUUGCGCAUUGGUGAUUUAAAAAAGCGACAUCCGGUGGAUGAUCUUAGGUAUUACACUCAAAGGUAACGCCAAACGCUCUGUGUGCCUUCCUACGACUAGGCGUGCCUCCUUGCGCCCAGGUACGCUGCGUAUGCCUGAUCGCGACUAACGCCUCAGCCAGCCAAGAUAACGGAGGACCCGUCUGUAUAUUUAGUUCCUAAAUAAUACAUCCCAAAUGCUUAGGUCUUCUUUCUGCUGUUUAUUUUGUAUCUUGUGCUUUGUGUAAAUGUGAAUGUCUAAUACCAGUUUCCACAAUCUGUAUUGCUGCACGACAAUAUGGCGGCCAUUGGAACGUGUUUUCACUUCUAGUUUACCUAACUUGUUGCAGACACUCAUCUUGAUAAGGAGUGUCAGAGUGUUUUCAGAUACAAGAUCCUAUCCAUAUAUACCCUGUACAUUACCAUGUGCAUUAGAGUCACCCAGGUUCCAUCUGCGUUGGUUUGUUGUAUGUUACAUCUAUAUGGUGCGGAUACUCCCCUGUAUGAUUUCAUAAUAAAAGCUUUUGUCUGCAUCUAA